CAACCGACCGAUCGAAAGGAAGCAAUCAAAGCCAGCCGCGGCGCCCGCUUCUUCUCCCCUCAAACCGAGAGGAGGAAGGCGAGCGCGUCGUCGCCUCGUCCCCGUUCCGCCACCGCGCCCCGCCGAGGCCUCCGGCGCCGGGCCCUCCCCUUCCCUCUGCUCCCCCGCCGCGGCCGCGCGCGAUUCGGGACCGGACUGCCGCGAGCUCGCCGGCGCUCUCCCCGUACCUGCUGUCCGCCGCCGCCGCCGGUGCUGGUUGGAGAUGACACACAUGUUUCCAAGGGAUGGUGCCUCAUCUAGCUCAACCUCUAUGAGCAGCCAGAGGAGUGAGACGGAUGAUGAUCGGAUGAUUGCAAUGGUUCUCUCCGAAGAAUAUGCCAAGUUAGAUGGUGCUAUGGCCAAGCGUCUUACAAAUUUAACAUCGAUUCCUCAUGUUCCCCGGAUUAACACAUACUUCCCGACAUAUAGUGAUGCCACUAUGGACCACUAUCGCCUUCUUGAUAGGCUAAAUGCAUAUGGCUUGUUUGAAGUGCGAGUAGCUGGUGAUGGAAAUUGUCAGUUUCGUGCACUCUCAGACCAGCUGUACCGUUCACCUGAUUAUCACAGGCAUGUUCGAAAGGAGAUUGUAAAGCAGCUCAAGGAAUGUAACUCCUUGUACGAAGGUUAUGUUCCAAUGAAAUAUAAACAGUAUUGCAAGAAAAUGAAGAAAUCUGGUGAAUGGGGUGACCAUGUCACACUUCAAGCAGCUGCUGACAAGUUUGCUGCGAAGAUCUGUCUUCUAACAUCAUUCAGAGAUACAUGUUUUGUUGAAAUUGUUCCACAAUAUCAAACACCACAGAGGGAGAUAUGGCUAAGUUUCUGGUCAGAAGUUCACUACAACUCACUGUAUGAUGCUCGAGAUAUACCUAGCAAGUACAAGCCUAGAAAGAAGCACUGGUUAUUGUUUUGAUAACGAGGGAUUUUGCUCCAUACAUGUGGGUCCAUAUACUUCGCUAUGACACCAUUGUUGGCUGGUGGCAUCCUGGGGACAACCCUUAUGUGGAUUUAUCCCCUAUAGCUCUGAGUGAACAAUCCAUGUCGCCUGCUCCUUGGGACAGCAUCAAACAUGCAUACAGCAGCAGAUACAGUUACAGUUACAAUGCUGACCUGAGCCUUGUGAAUAUAAAUACACGUACUUUUUGAAGGGGAAGAUACACCCUGUACCAACAAACAGGUUGAUUGUAUACUUUUGCGUAUUUGUUCGUUGUUUUAUUCUUUAUACAGCUACACAUUGGUGCUAUUCAUCAGUUCAUUAUUCACUUCAUUUUAUAAACAUUUGCCUUUUUGGUGAUACGUUUUAUGGUGCAUGGCUGGCUUCUAUGCCUGAAUAUGGUAUCAGUUCUGA
Molecule: messenger RNA, 1384 nt
Organism: Panicum virgatum (switchgrass)
Lineage: Eukaryota; Viridiplantae; Streptophyta; Magnoliopsida; Poales; Poaceae
Product: OVARIAN TUMOR DOMAIN-containing deubiquitinating enzyme 12-like
Exons: 10
Coding region: 263-949 (228 amino acids)
Biological process (GO): protein deubiquitination
Molecular function (GO): cysteine-type deubiquitinase activity
Source: RefSeq, a predicted model, not a curated record